Ophidiomyces ophidiicola is the source of this 1545-nucleotide messenger RNA. RefSeq names its product trifunctional hydroxymethylpyrimidine kinase/phosphomethylpyrimidine kinase/thiaminase (gene THI20). NCBI's taxonomy places the organism in Eukaryota, Fungi, Ascomycota, Eurotiomycetes, Onygenales, Onygenaceae. Gene Ontology annotation, biological process: thiamine biosynthetic process. The record is from RefSeq and is a predicted model, not a curated record. The transcript is spliced from 9 exons. Gene Ontology annotation, molecular function: hydroxymethylpyrimidine kinase activity; thiaminase activity; phosphomethylpyrimidine kinase activity. Gene Ontology annotation, cellular component: cytosol. Bases 1 to 1545 code for a protein of 514 amino acids.
AUGACAAAACUGCGCCGCGUUCUUGUGAUUGCCGGCUCGGAUUGUUCGGGUGGGGCAGGUCUGGAGGCAGAUCAAAGAGUGCUUGCGGCUCAUCGCUGCUAUGCAUUGACUGCUACUACGGCUUUAACGGCGCAGAAUACUCUCGGUGUCCAGGACAUUCAUGUUGUACCAACCGAGUUUGUGCGCAAGCAAAUCAGUGCUGGGCUCGAGGAUGUGGGGGCUGAUGUUGUGAAGAUCGGAAUGCUGGCAUCCAAGAAUACGGUGCUUAUGGUGUCCAACGCCCUGCGACAUCAUCAAGUGCCUGUGAUUGUUUUAGACCCUGUCAUGGUAUCCACCAGUGGUUCCCAGCUUCUUCCCUCGGAAGCUGUGAGCUCUGUGCGCACAAGCCUGCUACCAAUUACUACGGUUCUCACCCCAAAUAUACCAGAGGGCCUAUUACUUCUUCGCGAUUCAGGCAUCGGUGUACUAGACCCUGAAAAUUUGGACGACGCAAUAACAUUGGCCGAGCAGCUUCACAAAUUGGGCCCAAAGUAUAUUUUACUCAAGGGGGGCCACCUACCCUUGACCGCUGCCCGGAAGAAGCCCAAACUUCUCGAAGAGGCUUCCAUUGUUGUUGAUAUAUUGUAUGAUGGCACUUCUGUUCAUCUAAUCGAGACCGAAUACUCCCGGUCUAGAAAUACCCACGGGACGGGGUGUUCUUUGGCAUCCGCUAUCGCUGCUAAUCUUGCCGAAAAUAUGGAGGUUUUGCGGGCCGUGAGAGAAGCUUGUCGGUUCGUGGAAGCUGGUAUUAAAACAAGUAUUGAUGUUGGUCAAGGCCAUGGGCCUAUAAACCACUUCCAUUCUUUGUACUCGCUACCUUUUUCACCCGGUCAUUUUCUAGACUAUGUCCUGGAACGACCCGAUGUCCGGCCAUUAUGGGAGUCUUUCACUAAACACGAGUUUGUGAAUAGAUUGGCAGAUGCAACUCUCCCACUAAAUAGUUUCAGGGACUAUUUGAUACAGGACUAUCUCUACCUUGUUCAUUUUGCUCGCAGCAAUGCACUGGCAGCGUACAAGAAUCAGACAAUGGAGGGUAUCUCAGCAUCGGCUAAAAUCGUGCUCCAUAUCGAAAGGGAAAUGGCACUACAUUUAGACUAUUGUGCCUCAUUUGGCCUGUCCAAAGAAGAUAUUGAAUUCCACAAGGAGAGUCAGGCUUGUACUGCGUAUAGCAGAUACAUUCUAGAUGUGGGACAAUCGGAAGACUGGCUAGCGCUACAGGUUGCUUUGUCACCCUGUUUGAUUGGCUAUGGGGCAAUAGCACAGCGACUCCAUAGCGAUGAGGGAAGUGUGCGCACUGACAACAAAUAUUGGAAAUGGGUCGAAAACUAUGUUGCAGAGGACUAUUCUGCCGCUGUAAGGCUGGGUUCUGAACUUCUUGAGACUCAUAUGAGAAACGUUUCUCGAUUUAGAGUGGAAGAGCUCGUUCGAAUCUUCAAGCGGGCCACGGAGCUAGAAAUUGGGUUUUGGGACAUGGGCCUCCAAGGACAACACUGCGUAGAGGGAUAG